GCCAAGCAAGAGAGUGGAUCCACAACGAACUCUCACACCACUGAAAGAGAAAAUGCAUCUCGACUCGAAAAGCCAAAAACCAGAGAAGAAAGAAAUGAAGAGCCGAAGCCUAUAGAAGAAGGAGAAAAGAAGAAUAAACACAGAAUCAGAGAGAGAGAGAGUUUCGGAAUGGGUUGGGGACUGGUGAUUUACGAAGGAGUGGUGGUGGUGGGGUCGCUGUGCCUUCUCGGCUGGGCUGGGCUGUGGUUCCUCAACCGCCGCCUCUACAAGGAGUACGAAGAGAAGCGAGCGCUGGUGCAGAUCCUAUUCAGCGUCGUCUUCGCCUUCUCCUGCAACCUCCUCCAGCUCGUCCUCUUCGAGAUCAUCCCUCUCCUCUCCAAAGAGGCAAGAUGGAUGAACUGGAAGGUGGAUUUGUUUUGUUUGAUACUGUUGCUGGUAUUCAUGUUGCCUUAUUAUCAUUGUUACUUGAUGCUUUGCAACAACGGUGUGAGGAAGGAACGAGCUGCACUUGGAGCUGUCUUAUUCUUGCUGGCAUUUCUCUACGCUUUCUGGCGAAUGGGGAUUCAUUUUCCUAUGCCUUCACCUGAUAAAGGUUUUAGUUUACGCUCAUUGGAUUUAUUUAUUUAUUUUUUUAUAGGGAUUUACUCUCAUUGGAAUAUAUGA
This is a messenger RNA of Vitis riparia (riverbank grape), 663 nucleotides long. Its product is annotated as GPCR-type G protein 1-like. The transcript is spliced from 3 exons. NCBI's taxonomy places the organism in Eukaryota, Viridiplantae, Streptophyta, Magnoliopsida, Vitales, Vitaceae. Bases 169 to 663 code for a protein of 164 amino acids. Gene Ontology annotation, molecular function: abscisic acid binding. The record is from RefSeq and is a predicted model, not a curated record. Gene Ontology annotation, biological process: response to abscisic acid.